AUGGAACUAAGACAUGCGCUAAUAAUUCUAGCGCUUAACAUUCAAGUCAUGGCCCAACAGAAUCUCAUGCAAUUCCUAAUGGAGCAAACCAAUUUGUUUAUUUAUAAUUCAAGCUACAUAAUAGAAGAUACAAAAAGCUUUUUACCAUCUUAUGAUUUUAUAAUUGUCGGAUCUGGUAGUGGAGGUUCUGUGAUGGCAAAUAGACUUAGUGAAAACAACCGUUGGAAAGUAUUGUUGUUGGAAGCUGGACGGCAAGAAACUUUUUUAACAGACGUGCCAUUAACAGCGUCUGCUAAUUCAGCUACAUCUUAUAAUUGGGGAUAUCGGACAGAUCCAAAUAGUCAAGAAGCUUGUCUGGGGCUUGAAAAUGGAGUUUGUAAUUGGCCAAAAGGUCGCAUUCUUGGUGGAACGAGCGUUUUAAAUUUUCUCAUUUACACACGUGGAAACCGUAGAGAUUAUGAUAAUUGGGCCUCACUGGGAAAUUACGGCUUCAUUCAAGCUGGUAAACAAAUGGGCUACGAUUAUAACGAUCCCAAUGGAGCACAACAAUUGGGAUUUUCACUAGCCCAAGCUACAAUGAGAAAUGGAAGACGUUGUUCUGCCGCUAAGGCUUAUUUGAGACCAGUUGCUCGUCGAGAGAAUCUUCACAUAUCCAUGCAAUCUUGGGUAACUAAAAUCAUUAUCGAUCCAUUUUCAAAAGUUGUUAUUGGUGUUGAAUUCAUGAAGAAUAAAAAACGAUACAAGAUUAAAGCUCGUAAGGAAGUAAUUUUAUCGGCAGGUACAAUCGGAUCGGCACAACUUUUACUGUUGUCAGGUGUUGGACCCAAAAAGGAUUUGGAAGAAUUAAAUAUUCCAGUUUAUUCCAAUCUUAAAGUCGGAUACAAUCUACAAGAUCACGUUUCAUUAAGCGCUCUCACAUUUCCUGUCAACCAGCCAAUAACAGUCAUGGAACAAGAAAUGAGAUAUCCGAGACAUCUUCUCAAUUAUUAUUUAUUCAAUCGAGGACCUUUAACAUUGCCAGCAGGUGCUGAAGGAAUUGCUUUUAUAAAAACAAACAUUUCUUAUCUACCAGCGGAUUAUCCAGACAUUGAACUUGUCAUGGGAGUUGGAUCUUUUACCGGAGACGAUUCUGGUUUUCUGAGAAAUGUUUUUGGUAUUCCAAAAAGUUUUGUUGAUAAAGUUUUUGGCAGCAUCCGUGGACGUCAUGCUUUUACAAUUUCCCCGGUUUUAAUGAAGCCAAAAAGUCGAGGGAGAAUAUUUCUCAAGUCUAGAAACCCUUUCCAUUGGCCGCACUUAAGGCCAAAUUUCUAUUCAAAUAAAGAAGACAUGGUAAUCCUUCGUGAGGGUGUGAAGAUUGCUGUGGAAAUUGGGGAGUCUGAAGCAUUUAAAAAGUUUGGAGCGAAACUUCACGACGUUCCAUUCUCAGGAUGUGAAAAUUAUCAAUUUAGAAGUGACGACUAUUGGGAUUGUUGCAUACGUCGAAUAGCUUCAAGUUUACAACAUCAAGUUGGAACAUGCAAAAUGGGCGUUGGUCGUGACGCUGUUGUGGAUCCACAACUUCGAGUUUAUGGUAUAAAACAUCUGAGGGUUGUUGAUGGAUCAAUAAUGCCUGAAAUACCCGCGUCUCACACGAAUGCAGUAAUUUUUAUGAUCGGCGAAAAAGCCGCCGAUAUGGUCAAGCAAUAUUGGCGUGGGCAAUGAAAAAAAAAGAAUAAAAAUUAAAAUUAUCAUAAAUAUCUGUGAUGAAAAAUUAUAUUUUGAUUAAUUGUUCAAUGAUUAAUUAAAGGAAAUGUAAAUAAUAAAAAAACAAGUCUUGUAAUUUAAUAUUGCCACC
Molecule: messenger RNA, 1834 nt
Organism: Clunio marinus
Lineage: Eukaryota; Metazoa; Arthropoda; Insecta; Diptera; Chironomidae
Source: the annotation of a GenBank genome assembly